AUGGGCCUACUGUGCAUGCUGCAGGAACUGCUGGAGACUGCAGGCAGGGUGCAGAAGCUGUGUCCGGGGCCUCAGGCCCAUGCGGUGCAGCAGAGGCAGCAAGCUGUGACGCAGGCGUGGGCAGUGCUGCAGCGACGCAUGGAGCAGCGCAGGGCCCCGCUGGAGCGGGCACGCCUCCUGGCCCGCUUCCGCACAGCGGUGCGUGACUACGCCCCCUGGGCAGCCCGCAUGCGCCAGGACCUGCAGGUGGAGGAGAGUUCGCAAGAGCCUAGCAGCGGCCCGCAGAAGCUCAGUGCCCACCAGUGGCUCCGGGCGGAGCUGGAGGCCCGGGAGAAGCUGUGGCAGCAGGCCACCCAGCUGGGCCAGCAGGCACUUCUUGCUGCAGGGACACCCACCAAGGAGGUCCAGGAAGAGCUUCGAGCCCUGCAGGACCAGCGGGACCAGGUGUAUCAGGCCUGGGCACGGAAGCAAGAGAGGCUGCAGGCCGAGCAGCAGGAGCAGCUCUUCCUCAGAGAGUGCGGCCGCCUGGAGGAAAUCCUCGCGCCCCAGGAGACUGCAACUGGAGGGGCUGGCUGGCUGGAAGGCUUGGUGGCCUCUUUGACUUUUCUGUGGAUCCAGGUCUCCCUGAAAACCAGUGCCUUGGGGAGCUCGGUGGAAGAGGUAGAGCAGUUGAUUGGCAAGCACGAGGUCUUCCUGAAGGUUCUGACUGCCCAGGACAAGAAGGAGGCAGCCCUGCGUGAGCGGCUGAAGACGCUCCGGCGCCCCCGGGUGCGGGACCGGCUUCCCAUCCUGCUGCAGCGCCGGGCUGAGGACUGGAUCCAGGCGUGGGCCCAGCAGCUGAAGGAGCCGAUCCCUCCUGGGGACCUGAGAGAUAAGCUGAAGCCCCUGCUGAAACACCAGGCCUUUGAGGCUGAAGUCCAGGCCCAUGAGGAGGUCAUGACCUGUGUUGCCAAGGUAACAACAGGGCCCUCAGCCCCAUGCCUGCCCCAAAGUGUGGCCCAGGGGCCAUGUCAGUCUUAGGAGGAAGUGCAGCAGGCAAGAUGUCCUGUGUCCCCUCUCUCCCUCCAGAAGGGAGAGGCUCUCCUGGCACAGAGUCACCCUCAAGCCGGAGAGGUCUCCCAGCGGCUGCAGGGCCUGCGGAAGCACUGGGAGGACCUGAGGCAGGCAAUGGCCCUCAGGGGCCAGGAGCUGGAGGACAGGCGGAACUUCCUGGAGUUCCUGCAGAGAGUGGACCUUGCAGAGGCCUGGAUCCAGGAGAAGGUGUAGCCCCAGCUGGGUGGGGGCUGAGAGAUGGGGGGAGGAGCCCUCCCUUGACAGGAGGGAUCCCCAGCAGCAGGUGCCAGGAGCCUGGGCUGGUGCUCAGAGCGCUCCCUCCCCACCCUCGGCCUUCACAGGAGGUGAAGAUGAAUGUUGGUGACCUGGGCCAGGACCUGGAGCACUGCCUGCAGCUCCGACAGCAGCUCUGCGUGUUCCGAGGAAACUCAGCCGGGGUAAGGGGGCCUUGCUGGGUAGAGGUUGGCCAUGCAUCCCGCACUGAAAAUCCAACUGAGAGCAGGGAAAGAGUGUGGGCUGUAGAGCAGGGCGUGGGCGCCAUGCCUGCUCCUCCUAUGCCCUAGGGCAGGCUCCCUCCUCUCACCCGCCUUCACUCCUUCCUCUUUAGAAUGGGGGUAGCACCCACCUCAGAGGUAAGAGAGCACGGGUGUGGUGGCAGGUACGUGAGUCUCUAGCUGUGAUAAAACUGCAUAGACCUAUCCCCCACUGCCCCGCACAGAUGCGUACUUGCAAAAACUAAUAAAAUCUGAAUGAGGUCUGGUCUAGUUGGUAGUAUUACACCAACGUCAGCUUUGUGGUUUUAAUGUUAUCAUUAUAUAGGAUGCUGCUGUAAGGGAAGCUGGGGAAGGGCACAGGGACCUCUCUGCAGGACUUUGGCAAUUUCCUGGGCAUCUAUAAUUAUUUCAAAAAAUCUUAAAAAGAUAGGACAUAUGCCUGGAUGUGGCAGAUAAUCAGCGCCCACCUUCACUGUGACUAUUUCAGCGUCUCAGCGUCUUCUCCUCACCCCACACCCUCCCCCUCACACAUACACACACCAAACAUCUAUUUCUCUUAUGUGGUAUACAGGGAAAAAAAAUGGCAAAUGUAUUGACAAUCAGGUGUUAAAGACCAAAUGUGCUAACCUUGUCCCCCGGUACAUGUAUGUAUUACUUUUUAAGAGGCGGCAGUGCUUACACCUAAGACAUCCCUUGUUAAUGGUGGAAUUUCACAGACGCUGUGCCAGAUGCUGCAGUAGGAAGAGAGCUAGACUCUAAAGGAGCUGGGCUUGAAUCCUGGCUCUGCCGCAAAGGAGCCAGGUUAGCCUCUGAGCUCUGCUCCGGCAUCUAUAAAAGGAGGGGAAUGUCCUUCCCUGCCUACCUUGCAUGAGGCACUUCAUAGGAAAGUGCUUUGGAAAUUUAAACAAGCUCUACAGAUGCCAGAGGCAGGAGAUCUGCAACCACACCCUGCGGUGGACCCCUCCCUGUGUACCUUUAAACCCCAUCCAGUGUCCAAGCAGCACCAGCCUCAGCUCAGAUGAGUCCUGGGGUGGGGACACCCAAACCACAGGAAGCCAGAGCUCACUGUUCCAUUCUACAACCUCCCUUUGCUUCUUUUCAACCAAGAAGCUGAAUUUUCAUUUUAAAAGUUUCUGUGGCUGGGCACAGUGGCUCACACUUGUAAUCCCAGCAGU
Molecule: messenger RNA, 2722 nt
Organism: Pan troglodytes (chimpanzee)
Lineage: Eukaryota; Metazoa; Chordata; Mammalia; Primates; Hominidae
Product: spectrin beta chain, non-erythrocytic 5-like
Exons: 7
Coding region: 1-1020 (339 amino acids)
Molecular function (GO): protein binding
Source: RefSeq, a predicted model, not a curated record